Messenger RNA from Triticum aestivum (bread wheat), 2160 nucleotides. RefSeq names its product disease resistance protein Pik-2-like. Lineage: Eukaryota; Viridiplantae; Streptophyta; Magnoliopsida; Poales; Poaceae. Gene Ontology annotation, biological process: defense response to other organism. The transcript is spliced from 3 exons. Gene Ontology annotation, molecular function: ADP binding. The record is from RefSeq and is a predicted model, not a curated record. The coding region runs from base 1 to 2160 and encodes 719 amino acids.
AUGGAGAGAGCGGCAGUGUCCAUCGUGGGCAAGAUCGGGCAGGUGCUGGUGGACGAGCUCCAGGACAUCAGCGGCGUCGGCGAUAAAGUCGUCCACCUACGGGACGAGCUGGCGACCAUGAACGCUGCCCUCCGCAUCAUCUCCGAGGCAGAGCAGGGCUCCGUCGACCACCUCGUCCGGGAGUGGGAGAAGCAGGUGCUAGACCUCGCCUGCGACGCCGAGGACUGCACCGACACCUACUUGCUCCGCAUCGUCCGUCCGACUCCACGCCCGCCAAAUGGCUUCACCGGCAGUCAGCUCAUCUUCUCCUGGGCCGGAUAUCUGCUUGCCCGCGCCAAGCGCAUUGCCAGGUACCCGUACGACAAGUUUGUGCUGCAGCGCGCCCUCGCGGGUGACAUCAAGGACCUCCUGGCUCGUACCACCAUCGUCAGCGAACGGCGCGUUCGCUACGGCAUCGACCGGGCGGCACUACCGAGAGCUGCCUGCUUUGCACCUGUCUCGGCGGCGGCUGUCUCCGCGAAUGCUCUCCGCCGUGCCGACGACCCUAAUCAGUUUGUCGGCAUUGCGGAACAGGCCAACAACCUGACCAGGAAGAUCAAGGCGUCGGAGGGUCUCAAUGUGCUCUCCAUUGUGGGAUUUGGAGGGCUGGGGAAGACAACCCUGGCCAUGGAGUUGUGUCGGCAGCUGGAUGCGGACUUCCCCCGCCAAGCGGUGGUGUCUGUUUCACAAGCAUUCGAUGGCGAGAAGGACAUGAAGCGACUGCUACUACAAGUGCUCCAGCAGAUCCUCAAGGAGACACAGAAUGAUAAGCAAAAGGAGGAGCACCUGACGGAAGCAGAGUUCACGGAGGAUGCCAUGGAUGCAAGAAGCCAUGCCAACCCACUUCAAAUCACCGACAUGGAAGUGCAAGACUUGUCCAUCAAGAUUAAGGAGCUCCUCAGUUGCAAUAGGGAUCUGCUUCUCCAUGAGCUAGUAAAUCUACUAGUUUUCUCCAUGUUAGCAGCUAUUUCCAGGUGUCUUAUUGUGGUCGAUGAUGUAUGGAGCCUGCCAACCUGGGAAGCUAUCCGCAUCAGAUUGCUAGAAAAAAAUUGUGGCAGCAGAAUCAUUGUGACAACUCGAAUAGAAGCGGUGGCCAAGGCAGCUAGUGUCUCAGACGAAUUUGUCCAUCAUAUGAAGCCCCUGGAAUUAAAGGCUAGUGAGGAAUUGUUCGUGAAGAGAGUAUUUGGCUCCAUGGUUGCUUGCCCCGGUGGACUGAAAAAAGAAAUGAACACGAUUUUGAAAAAAUGUGGUGGGUUGCCGUUGGCGAUCAUUAGCAUCGCCAGCCUUCUGGCAAGCUAUAGGUCAGCUGAGGGCAUAGAGAUGUGGGAAAGAAUGUCUAGAUCAAUUGGUUCUCAGAUGGAAAGCCACCCUACCCUCGAGGGGAUGAAGCAAUUGAUUACACUCAGCUAUGACUACCUACCUCAUCAUCUCAAGGCUUCCAUGAUGUAUCUGAGCAUUUUCCCGGAGGAUUAUGUGAUUGCAAAGGAUAGGCUGCUAUAUAGAUGGAUUGCAGAAGGUUUGGUCACUGAGAAGCGGGGGUUGACUUUGUUGGAGGUUGCUGAAGAAUACUUGAACGAGCUGAUAAGUAGGAAUAUGAUUCAGCUAGACAAGUUCGUGUUCAGGGAAUGGGGAUAUGUCUCUAGAGAAGUGGAGGUAGUGGGGUGUCGGGUGCAUGACAUGAUCCUUGAAGUCAUGGUGUCCAAAUCCCAGGAGUAUAACUUUGUUAGCUUGGUAGGGCAGCAAUACGGAAGAAUACCACAUGAAUAUGGUAAGGUUCGCCGCCUCUCCAUCCAUGAUAACGACCAUGGCAAGCAGGGGGCCAAGAAAGUUGAGAAGCAUCAUGCGAGGCAUGGCACUGAGGCAAUGAAGCUAAAACAUGUCCGGUCACUGACCACAUUUCAGCAAGAUGGCCUCGGCAAGCUACUUGAUCGUCUAGGCGAGUUCAGAUUGUUGAGGGUGCUUGAUCAAACGCAGGGAACCGCCUGUUCAGAGGUCCGCCCUCGACGCACCAGUUGUCAAAGCCAGAAGGCUAUCCGAGCUCCGUCCCCAGGUGUGACGCACAGGAUAGGUCGCGGUAGAGGGGGAGCAGCAUCGCAAGCGUUCUCCAGAUGGCCAACGUAG